This is a messenger RNA of Racocetra fulgida, 2202 nucleotides long. The record is from the annotation of a GenBank genome assembly. Lineage: Eukaryota; Fungi; Glomeromycota; Glomeromycetes; Diversisporales; Gigasporaceae.
AUGAAAUUAUUUUUGACUGGCGGCUCGGGUUUUCUAGGUCGUAAUUUUAUAAGAUACGUGCUCUCUCGAGACAAACAAAUUACAAUCAAUGUCUUAGCACGCUCAAGCACUUCUGAUGAAUAUAUAUUAAAUGCCUGCAAUGCUAUUGAAGAUGGUAAAAAACGUGUUAGAAUAAUUCGUGGAUGUAUUAAUGACGAAGCUGCCAUCAGAGAAGGAUUGAAUGGAGUUGAUGUCAUUGUUCAUAUGGCUUCAAAGGUUCAACCAUGGGGUUACUUUACCGAAUUCGAAAAAGUCAAUAUCGAGGGAACUUUACAAUUCCUCUCCAUCAUUUCCACCUUACCACAAAAACCACGUUUCAUUUACAUUUCAUCGUUUACAGCCCUUAUAAUGUCUGAUGUCAACCCUGCAAGACCUUUCGAGACUUUUAGGCCACCUAAGUGGUUAAUCUGGGGUGCCGUCACCUUUAUUGAGUGGAUACCUUUGCUGGGAUAUAGUAAACUUUGGGUUCUUGAUUAUGAUGUUUAUGCGCGUCCCAAUAAAUUAUACGUUCAAUUAUGGACUAAUUUGAAAAUUCCAAGUUGGUCAAGUAUAGAAUUGGUUGAAGAACAACAACAAAUCAUAGUUGGCUGUGAUCCUGAUGAGUCUUAUCGCGUUUUUAAAAUUGUAAUUUCUACUAUUGAUAUUAAUGAAGGGUGGUAUGAAUUUACUGCUAGAAUCAAAAGAGAAGAUUGGGAAGGAGAUAGUAAAGCAAGAUUUGUUGUAGGCCGUGGAAAUGAUCCAUAUAUGACUGCUAAAGCAUGUAUGAAUUUUAUCAAUGAAAUUAAUGGAAUUAAUAGUGCCAAAACAACUAGUAGUAUUGAAACGAAAGAACGUUUUGAUUAUGAUCAUAUUGGAUAUUGUACUUAUAACGGAAUAGAAAGAGUAAAACAUUCGGAUGAAAUAAUCCAUCUUGUUAUACCACAAGAUAUUCAUAAGUUUUACAAUGAUUUUUACAAUUAUUUAAAAGAUCAAGGUGUUGAUAUGGUAAAAGUUGAUUCGCUAGGAAGCUUUGAUUUAAUUGAUUACGGUCAAAGUAGGCAUCGGCGAUGGUGGAGAGAAUAUCAUGAUGCUUUAGAAACAAAUAGUAAAGAAUAUUUUGAUAAUCGAAUAAUUUAUUGUAUGGCGCAUAGUCCUAAUAUUAUACAACAAGUCUUGUCUGGUUCAGGCUCGAAUGAUGAUAUGCCUAUAACAAGGGCAAUUAGUGGAGGCCCAUUGUACAUUACAGAUAUACCAAAUAAAUAUAACUUGGAUGUUCUCGAAAAGUGUAUAGUCAACAUACCAACUUAUAAGACGUACAAAUCAUCGUUAAAUUCGUCUUGUAAGACCUCUUCCUCAUCAACAAAAUUAAGUACAAAAUUGCCACAGAGAAUUUUAAAAAGCGAAAACCCAGCGUUACCAUCACUUCAAUCUUUAUUUCGGGAUUUUACAAAAGUCGAUAACUUGUUACAAAUAUGUAAUCGCAACAAUAAAAUCAAAGUACUUGGUUUAUGGAAUUGUAGACCUCAUAUUUUAUUGGAUUUAUUUUAUUUAACUGAUGUUUAUGGCUUAGAAACAAAUAAUAUAGUUGACAAAGGCAAUAAUCAGAAUCAUAAAGAUUUUAUACGUGAAUAUGCAUUAUACUUUUUUAAGAAUAAACGAGCUCUAUUGGUAAAUUCAAUGAAAGAACCUAUUUCAAUAAUAGUGAGGGCGGAAGAAUUUGAAAUUGUAACAAUUUCACCAAUCGAUUAUUCAACUGGAAAAAGUUAUAACAGAUAUUUCACUAUAAAGAUUGCAUCCUUUGGGUUAAUUGAUAAAUACAAUGGGUCUAAAGCAGUGAUUUUAUCAGAAUUUAUUAGCGAAAGUGUUAGACAAACAAAUUCAUUUAAUGAAAGUGGAGUAAUUUCAGCGGAAAAUCGGCAGGGUAGGAUAUUUUACAAAGUUCAAUUGGUUGGAUAUGGCGAAUGUGGAUUUUAUUUAGAUUCAGAUAAUGGAAGAAUAUGUGGUACUAAGGCAUAUUUAGGAAGCAAGUUGUUGAAAAAUGUCAAAUAUGAUAUUGAUAAGAAAUUACUUUCAAUUGGAUUAGAUAAGGAAGAUAUAGAGAACGAUGGUCAAAGAACUGAAUUCAGAAUGUUAAACCAUGACAUGUUAAAAGUGGAAUUGUUUUUGGAGAUUAUAGUUGAGUAA